Macadamia integrifolia is the source of this 2329-nucleotide messenger RNA. RefSeq names its product DEAD-box ATP-dependent RNA helicase 16-like. The transcript is spliced from 16 exons. NCBI's taxonomy places the organism in Eukaryota, Viridiplantae, Streptophyta, Magnoliopsida, Proteales, Proteaceae. Gene Ontology annotation, cellular component: nucleolus. The record is from RefSeq and is a predicted model, not a curated record. Gene Ontology annotation, molecular function: nucleic acid binding; ATP binding; RNA helicase activity. Bases 245 to 2044 code for a protein of 599 amino acids.
GUGCAAUUCUUUCCCAGUGUCUGAAACUGAAACUGAAACUGAAACUGAAACCCAAAGCUUGCAGCGGCCACGGAGACGGCGACAACGGCGAGUACAACAGCUACGACGAGUGUAUCGGAGACGGCGACGAUCUCCCACUUCCUUCAUCAUCUUCGAUUUUCUGUCGGCGAGGUUUACUAUUGUUCCAGCGAGAGCGAGGUCGAGGUCGAGGUCGAGGUUCCUCUGUGCACGAAGUUGAGACUCCAUGGCUAAUGUUGCGAAGAAUGAAGAAGGCGUGGUAGAGGGUGGACAGGAAGAAGAAGAAAUUAAGACUUUCGAGGAGCUUGGUUUGGAGCCCCGCUUGAUUAGGGCAUUGACAAAAAAGGGUAUCACAAAACCAACUCCAAUCCAGCAAGUAGCCAUCCCGUUGAUUUUGGAAGGCAAGGAUGUUGUUGCAAGGGCAAAAACUGGUUCUGGAAAGACAUUUGCUUACCUCCUGCCAUUACUCCAAAAGCUCUUUUUGAAUGUUGGUUCACCAAAAACUGCUCCAAGCGCCUUGGUUCUUGUCCCUACCCGUGAACUAUGCCAUCAGGUUUAUUCUGAGGUACUAUCUCUCAUUGAGGCCUGUAGAGUUCAACUGAAAGUUGUGCAGUUAACAAGUGGCAUGCCUGUUUCUGACUUGCGUGCGGCAUUGUCUGGACCACCUGACAUUCUGGUCUCCACACCAGCUUGCAUUUCGACAUGUAUGUCAGGAGAUGUUCUUCAGCCAAAGUCCCUUCAGGAUUCACUUUCGAUCCUUGUUAUGGAUGAGGCGGACCUUCUUUUGUCAUAUGGCUAUGAAGAUGAUCUAAAAGCACUUACUCCUCAUAUCCCUCGACGUUGUCAGUCCCUUCUCAUGUCUGCGACCUCAAGCGCUGAUGUCGAGAAGUUAAAGAAGCUUGUUCUACACAAUCCGUUCAUUUUGACUCUGCCAGAAGUUGGAGAUACUAAGGAUGAUAUUAUCCCUAAAAAUGUUCAGCAAUUUUGGAUUUCAUGCAGUGCUCGUGACAAACUACUUCACAUCCUUGCUCUCCUGAAGCUGGAACUUGUUCAGAAAAAAGUUUUGAUAUUUGUCAACACAAUUGACAUGGCUUUCAGAUUGAGACUUUUCCUAGAACAGUUUGGAAUCAGAUCUGCUGUCUUAAAUGGCGAGUUACCACAGAAUUCACGUCUCCAUAUCCUUGAGGAAUUCAAUGCGGGACUCUUUGAUUAUCUUAUAGCAACUGAUGGCAGCCAAAUAAAAGAGAAGGAAGAAUUCAAGUUGGACAAUCAAGUCUCGUUAAGAAAAUCUAAAAAGCACCUCAGGCAAAAAUUAGACUCAGAAUUUGGAGUAGUGAGAGGAAUUGACUUUAAGAAUGUUUAUACGGUUAUAAAUUUUGAAAUGCCUCCAACUGCUGCUGGAUAUGUGCAUCGAAUAGGGCGUACUGGAAGAGCUUAUAAUACUGGUGCAUCGGUCUCAUUGGUUUCUCCGGAUGAGAUGGAAAUUUUUGAAGAGAUCAAAUCCAUGUUGGGAGAUUAUGAGAACCAAGACACUUCAAGCUUCAUUGCACCAUUUCCUUUACUUACUAAGAAUGCUGUGGAGUCUUUACGAUAUAGAGUUGAGGAUGUUUCGAAAAGUGUAACUAAAGUUGCAAUAAGAGAAUCACGAGCUCAGGAUCUUAGGAAUGAAAUUCUUAACUCUGAGAAGUUGAAGACUCAUUUUGAAGCUAAUCCAAGGGACUUGGAUCUACUGAAGCAUGACAAAGUGCUGAGCAAGAAACCUCCUCCUCAACACCUAAGGGCUGUGCCUGAAUACCUUUUGGACCCAACAACUCAGGAAGCCAGCAAGAUUGUUAAGCUUGCUAGAGCUGCAAUGGGAAAUAACAAAUCAGCUCAUCGACAGGGACCAAAGAGAAAAUUCAGGAAAAGUGGAGAUCCUCUCAAGACCUUUUCUGCCGAGGCACCUAAGAGAUCUAAAGGAGCCAAGAGGAGGGGAAAAGAUGGGGGUGACGAGUACCAUAAGCAGAGGAAGAAACAUUGUUUCUGAAUUUUUUCCCCCUACCUUUUUGUAGAUAUUUAAAACCUGGGGAUGUAAAACCCCAACAAUUUUGAUCUAAAUUAUUAGUUAGGAGAAAAUUUCCUUUGCCAGGCAUGAAGGAACCGUAUGGUCAUCCCCUAUCUACGAAUGGUCUAAAUUACACCCACUGUUGCACGAUAUCAUCUCAAAACCAUUCUUAAGCCUCAGUCAAUUUUCCCUUGACCAUGGAUGAAAGAAAACUCGGUCCAUGCAGUAAUAUUCACGAAUAGUUUCAUUUGAGUGGUUUCUCAGCAA